UGCAAAAAAGCACAGGCAGUGGAACAGCUGUAAUGGAACUGUGCAACAAAUGGGAAUAAAGUUGGAGUUUAACCUGUAGUGCUUGAUAAACAAUUGCAAAAGGUUUAGUCUUCAAGCUUGAUCUUCAGUUCGACUAAUCUUGGAAAGUAAUUUGUGUUUCCAGUGGAUUUUAAAGAAGUUCAAAAUAAGCACUUGCUGAUAGUUUUCAAAGAAAAUAUCAAACAUGUCGUAUAGAAAUCAGUAUAGUGGAAGUCCGUGGCAGCAAGGAGGUCCACCAUUCGGAGUAGGAAGCUACAAUCAGAGUUAUGGUGGUUAUAAUGAUCAGUAUGGUGGAGUAUCUCAUCAGAUGAUGAAUACCGGUUAUAGUCGUAGUCAAGGAUAUGGAGGUGGUAUGUACGGUGGAGGUGGAAUGGGACAAAUGAGAAAUAUGGGUUAUGGUAGUGGACCAUCUCCUUCUCGUCACUAUAUGAAUGAUAGGAUGGGUGGAAGAUCAUUGCCUCGUGGUCAGUUGCCACGAAAACGCUUACCCCAGAGAAAGUCCAGCUAUGAUAGACGUGUUGCCAAGCCAAGACGACGACGUGAUUCAAGAGGAGGCUCUAAAGGACGUCAUGACCGAAGUGAAGAUGAGGAUGAUGAUGAAACAUACAACCCUGAAGAACCUACAGAUGACAUUUCUGAUAUAGAUUGUGAUAUGUUUGAAUGUUGGAAGUCAUCUGAUGAAGAUGGAGAACCAAAAGAUGAGAAAGCUGGGGCUAAGGAAAAUGGUGAAGCAGAGGCUAAUGAAGAAGAAAAAGAACCAUUAAUCUGUUACGUGUGCAAGGUUAAAUGCUCUACUCGUGAAAGACUUACUAAGCAUCAGAAUAGUAAAAGUCAUACAUCCAAGAUAGAGGAAUUAUUAGCAAUUCGAAGAGAGAAAAAGAAGGAUACUACUGAUGAUGACAAGAAGGAUAAGGAUUCAACCGAUGACCGAAAGAAGUCUAGUCGUAAGCCAGGAAACUGGUGUACGGUUUGUGAAUGUGCUUUCAGUGGAAACUUUCUUGCUCACCGGCGAACAAAGGAACACAGGAAGAAGCGAGACAAGAAAUAUCCUAAAUGCCGACCAUGUCGUUUGGGCUUCAGCAGUUCUGAGGAAUAUAGAGACCAUUAUAAAAGUGAAGAGCACAAGCAAAGAUCUGCUGAGUUUCACUAUUUGAAGAAUUUAGCCUCUGGUUCAGAUGAAGAUGAAGCUGCUAUAGAGCCAGUUAAAAUAAUUGAAGAAGAAAAGCCUGAAACUGUGGAAAAGAUGGAGGAAGACACUGCUGAAAUAAAAGAAGAAAAAGCAGAUGGUGAGGCAGCGGCUGAAGAUAAGGAAAAAGAUAAGACUGAAGAUGCUACUCAGGGAGAUGAUGCUAAAGAAAAAGAAGAUGCUAAAGAGGAAUCUAAAGAGAAAGAAAAGAAAGAAGAAAAAGAAAAGGAUAAGGAAGAGAAGAAAGAACCCAAAAAAUCAAAACCUAAAGAACCUAAGUCUGUUGGCCAGUCAUUUGUUAUAUCUGUCCAGGGUUAUUAUUGUAAGCUUUGUCACAAGUUCUUUAAAGAUGUUACAGUUGCUAAGUCAAAACAUUGUCGUUCCAUAAUGCAUAGUGAAGCAUUUAAGAAAGCAAUGGCUGAAGCUAUUGAACAAGAAGAAGAAAGACAGAAACUUGCUGAAGAACAGGACAAACAAGAUAGGGAGGCUGCUGAAGCUGCAGAACUUGCUGCUGAGAUAGCUGCAGUUGAACGUGCUGCUAAAGAAGCUAUAAAAAAAGAACUAGCUGCUAAGAAAGCAAGUCAGUCAAAGGAUCAGGAUGUGGAAAUGAAAGAUGUAUCCGAUUCUUCCAAAGAUAAAGGGGGGAGAGAUGGUAAUGCAAAUGAAGAUGGUAUUGAAAAUGGCCUAAAAGAUGAUGGCAAGAUGAUGAUGAAAGUGAAGAAACAAAAGAAUCUGAUGAUAAAAGUAAGGAAGAGGAAGCUGGUAAAGAAGAACCUACUGAGGAAGAGCAAGAAGAAACUAAAGAGGAAGUUACAUCAAGUCCAGCAACUAGACGUGGACGAGGGCGUGGUAGAGGGCGCAAAAGGCGUUAAAACAUUUGUCACCAGGAUGUGCAACUUUAGACAUGCCGAACAUGUUAUGGUAUGAUAAGCAUCCUCACAAAAGCCUAUGCAACACAAUAUUAUAUAAUUAAGAAUUAAAAUGUUGUGUCUUUUUUUUUGAGCUACAGAAUGUAAACAUCAUCUGAAUGUAAGGAUUUUUUAAUUUAUGCUUUGUUUUAAAUAUCUUCAUUUUAUUGUUAAUUUUGAAGGACAAUUUCAUACAUGAAAGUGUUAUGCAUUAAAGUUAGUUUUCAUAAUGGGCAGGGAAAAUCAGCAUAAAUGUAAUUAAAUGAUGAAUUUUAAAUUUUCUUUCAUUAUCAUUGCUUCAGUUCACAUCAAUUUACAUAGUCAUUCAUUCCAUAACAUUGUUCCCUUAAAUGUGACUUAAAUUCAGCAGUGUAAUGUGUCCUCUGUCUCUGUUACGUAGUAUUCAUCUGUAGCUUUUUAAAAGAAAGCAUUAAAUAAACCAGAUUUAAUUCACUAGAAAUGUAUAUUAUUGACAUAACAGCCAGAUGUUUUUAAGAUGUGAAUUUUUGAUUUUGUGACAAAAAUGUUUAAGCUUUGGAAUGUGAAUUUCUUUCACUUAUUUGACUAUGUGCCCUUCACCAAUAUUUAUACUUCUAAAUAGAAAUAAAAUUUUGUAAAACUCA
Messenger RNA from Stegodyphus dumicola, 2756 nucleotides. RefSeq lists its product as uncharacterized. The record is from RefSeq and is a predicted model, not a curated record. Gene Ontology annotation, cellular component: nucleus. Gene Ontology annotation, molecular function: zinc ion binding; nucleic acid binding. Lineage: Eukaryota; Metazoa; Arthropoda; Arachnida; Araneae; Eresidae.